GGGAAGAGGCGCUGGAUGGAGUAGGCCGUGGAGGAAGAUGCAGUGGAGGGAGAGGGGGUGUAUCGCCUGAAGUGAGGGUUUACAGGCAGCAAAUUGAAGAUGAUGUUAGUAUGAGAUAUAUGGCUGUGUUGUAAGAUAUUAUGGCCUCUAAGUGGACAGCUGGGGAUUCUCCAGUGCUAUGCCUGGAUGUCAACCAUGAAGGUCUUGUGGCAUCAGGCGCUGAGGCGGGAUCCUUUACAGUCUGGACUAUCGAAGGUUCCACCGUUGGCCAUCUGAAUCUAGAGGGCGAUGAUGUCACUUGCAUAUCAUUCUCACACACAUGUGAAAACAUAGUCUAUGCAUCUCAUCGUGAAGCAAUAAGUGCAUUGGAUAUUCGAUCUCUUAAGGAGCCCAUUGAGUGCUUCCGUGUGAAUGAGGAUGAAAUAAAUUGCAUUUCUCUAAAUGAAACAGACAGUUAUCUUGCAGCUGCAGAUGAUUCUGGAUCAAUUAAGAUCAUAGACUUAGCUAGCAAGCAAGUCACCCGCAGUCUACAAAAACACUCAAAUAUUUGUUCCUGUGUAACUUUUCGACCUCAGCGGCCACAGAGUCUGCUUUCCUGUGGUUUAGAUAUGCAGGUUAUCCUGUGGAACUUGCAGAAAUCUCAACCCCUCUGGACUGUGAACCUUCAGGAUCUGGCACAAGAGGAAGAAAAAAAUGAGCAGAUAGCUGGGUGCCAGCUUUUUAAUCCACCAUUGGCUCAUUUCACAUCAGUAGCCAGUUGUGGUAAUGUAUUUGCCUGUGGGGCUGAAGAUGGCAAAAUACGUUUAUUCAGAGUAACAGGAGCAAGAUUUGAGUUGGAAAAUGGAUUCCAUGGUCAUAGUUUGGGUGUUUCUCAGGUCCAUUUUCUGAACUCUGUGUCCCAUCCUUAUUGGUUGAUUUCUGGAGGGAAUGAUGCUAAAGUCCUGUUGUGGGAUCUUGGAGAACAAAUCUUGACAGAUGACAAACGACCUUUAAAAUCAUCGAGGCAAAAAUCAAAAGUUGGCUUCACUACUAAGAAAGAACGUAGGUCUAAAGGAGUAGCCAGUGGUGCAAAAGGCAACCAAAAAAAUAAAAGUAAUGAUAUUUUGCCAAAGCUCAGUAUUGAUCAUGGGGAAAAAGUGAAUUGGAUUUCAGCUGUGGAUAUAAAGGGUUCUGAAACAAUACUCAUUGCUGACCAGAGUUGUCAGAUAUCGCUAUACCCUCUGAAAGACCUAUAAGUAUGCAGUCAGUGAAACUACUUGCAUGAAACUGGCAUUGAAUUAGUAAAGGACUUUGUAAUAAGUAAGUAGGUAGAAUUUCAAUAAAUUCUGAGAUAUAUGUGAGGGCCACCUGCAUGUCUUGUACUUCGAUAUGAGUACAGAAAAUUCAGAUGACUUAGAAUAAUUAAAUAACCUGUUAGUCAUAAAUACCCCUUUUUUGUGGAAUUCUGUACAUGAAAAUAGUAUCGAGCUCCUAUAAAGAGGUUGGCAGAUUUUUAUGUGGCUACUUUGCACUGGUAGGAGGCCGUUUUGAUUUGGAAAUACUGAAGAAUAUUAACAUGGGAACUACGGAGUAAAGAGCUGUUGGCAGUUCUGAGAAAAAUUAACCUACUUGAAAUAUGUACAUACAGAAUGUUUACAACACUGAGAAGUGUAACAAGUAAAUCUGGAAGGAUACUGGACUUCAGCAGGAUAUAUUGGGACAUUCACUUUUGAACUUUGCUGGUAUUUGAUAAUAUUUAUGUUAUUAGAUUUUUUUUGCAUCAUUGAUCACAAAAAGUGGUUCAGAAGAGAUUAUUUUCAUAACUGAGUUUAAAACAGCUGUGUGACUGAAAUAUUAAUUCUUGAUAAACUACCAUUUAAAAUCCCUCAAUCCUUCGUGGUUUCAGUCUAAACAUGUUUAUUAAUAAAGGCUGAUAUUCAAAUAAAACAUGGUGAAUUCAUGUUUUUUUCUUUCCAAGGAGAAAAACUGACAUGAUCAGAAGGAAAUAGUUUGAUUUUUAUUUAUGAGAAAAUGUUGGCAUAUCUUGUCAGUUUGGUAACAAUACCACAAAUGACAACAACUUGUAAUUCUCUGUAUAUCCCAAUGUGGACAUACUGGUAGCUGGUGUCAGUGGUUGUCAGGCAACUGACUGCUUCAAUACUGGGGUUAAGGGUGACAGUGGAAACUUAAAUAGAGUGCUCCUUAUUUGCAGGAUUUUCCGGAGAAUCAUGCUCCAGGUAAGAAGAUGUAUGCUUCAACUCAUCUCCUUGACUUUAAAUUUAUUUAUUCCAUUUGUAUUUGACUGUUCCUGUCUUAGAAAUGUCAAGUCUUCUGAGGAUUUGUCCAGCUAAAUCAGACUUGGAGAGAUAUAGCCAGCUGUAAUCUCUAGUGGCAAGCCUUUGCUUUGGCAGUCCCACAUGAUAUGCCCAUUUGAAAAGUCCAAAAAUAUGCUGUACUGAAAAUAAUAAAUAGAAAGACUUCCAUUCUGUUGAUCAUAACAAGUAUAGCACAUGCAAGAAUUUUCAUAAGAAUGUACAGUGAUUUUUGCAGCACAUAGUUGCAGCUGUCAAAGACACUUAAAUGAAUAUUUGUAAUGAUUGUUAUGGAUUUGAAAGAAGAAAGUUUAUUUAGAACAAAUAUGAUCAAUUCUUUUAGUGUUUUCAUCUUUCUGUCAUUGGCCAGAGUUCUAAAAUCUGCAACAUAGGCACAGCAAAAUCGCUCCAGUUUUGCUUCACUUAGCAGAUGAUAAAUGUACCAUCUAUUGGAGCUGUCAAGAUUUGUCGUAUAAUCUGAGCUUUUCAGUAAAAAUAUACUACUGGGACAAUGUUGAUGUUAAAUCAUUUUUCAUAUUUCAUUGGUAGCAUUAUUAAAAUAAUUCAGAUGUAU
Molecule: messenger RNA, 2865 nt
Organism: Hypanus sabinus (Atlantic stingray)
Lineage: Eukaryota; Metazoa; Chordata; Chondrichthyes; Myliobatiformes; Dasyatidae
Gene: wdr53
Product: WD repeat domain 53
Exons: 3
Coding region: 141-1235 (364 amino acids)
Molecular function (GO): protein binding
Source: RefSeq, a predicted model, not a curated record